AGUGUGUAUUGAGCAUAGUUUGAUAGAAAAAACUCGAAAAAGGAGAAGUUUGUAGCUUUUUGAAGUUCAACGAACGAAGACACUUGCAGAUUCGCAUAAAGAGAUAUUAUUUGGGGACGUAUAGAAUUUUUUAAAACGUUCUAUAGUUUUACUAUACGAGAAAAAAAUAAUAUCUCGUAAAUUUAACGUAAUAUUUCGUGCCUGUAUCUUUUGCAAUACAAAAGCCUACAGCUGCUUUCAAAAGCGAAUUGACGUGAUGUAGCCAGAUUAUAUGCGUGGAGCCGAGGACGUUCGUAAUUGUUCAAAGUACGUAAAAGAACGGCAAGGCUGCUAUAUAACCAGUAAAGAACCAAAUUUUAACUGAUAAACGUAAAACGCUAAAGAAUUAAACCAAUUUAUAAGUAAAUAAAUUAUCUAAACAGUGCGUGCAGAAUUUUUUAAAGUUAUGUUAUCCCCCGAGUGCAAAGCAUGUUUGUGAUUGCUCUUGUUAUGGCCGAUGACAUGACUGCAACGUCUGGCAUUAAGGUUGUCGGUAGAACAGCUAACAAUGUGAAAACUAAGCCGUCAAAUAAUGUAACUAAUUUGAAUAGUAGCAAAUCGGGAUCGCUUCCAACGUAUGGAUUACCAUCCGCCGGCCAAAGAAGACUUGUAAAAAAGACUGUUGUAUCGAAAGCGCAGGCUACGCCCAUACGUAUACCACUGUCGUCUCCAUCAAAGCUUCCAACGUCGAAAAAUACAGUUACCACGAAGUCGCGCUACUCCUCCACACGCACUUCAGCUGCCAUUUCUAAGGGAGGCUUGACAGUGGUGAAUAAAGCUCCCAAUAAUACUAGAACAAACUUGAAUUACCCCUCGAUUCAGAAGUCAGUGCAGCCGACGAAACCCAUGAAAAUAGCAAGCAAGCUCGAGGCUUACCAACGUAAAGUCAGUCAGGCGAAUACCAUAAUAAAGAAACUACCGUCGCCUAUAAAAAGUAAAACAGUUGCAAAGGAGACUGCCAGCGUCCGCAAACAGUCGGAAAACACAGCGAAGGAGUUUUGCUCUGAAAGUGAUAAAAACAAGUGCAAGUGUGAUGAUAAUGGAAAUUGCGUGUGUAAAACGAAAGACGGAAAGCCGUCUCUCAAGAAAACGAAAUCCAGACGGAAACCAGCUCGUCAUGCAACUUAUGUUAGUGAAUUAGAUAAAAGUCUUCGGGAAAAGUUCAAGCGAAAAGAGCCGGAGAAAAAAUCGUUGGAAAAACAACAGUCAGAGCAAGCAAAAGAACCUGUACGAAGGAGCAGUAGUCGACAAACACCUGUACGAAAUACCAGUAAUACACAGGCACCGCCCGUGAAAAGAGUUGUACAUUGCCCACUUCAUUCAAAAUAUGGAAAUAAAGCCUUCAUCAAGGCCAGGUGCAUUGAAGAGUGCCCUCAUUUUAAUAAAACACAACCAGAAACUAACACACCUUCACGAAGUAAAUUUUUACAGACAAAAAAACUUUUUCUUACAGACAGUGAUAGUUCUAAUAACUCGUCACCAGGAAUUCUUCGUAAGGCUGCUAGGCCAACCCAGGGCACAAGUAAAAUAGCGAACACGCAGAAAUACAGUAGUCAAACUAAACAAAUUCGUUCCUCCAUUCCGUUCCCGUUAAACGCAUCGACAAAUAAAAUAUUUGCAAAGGAAAAACUUAUAAACAAUCGUGUCAAAUCCGCUCCUGCAACCAGCGGCAGGUCAUCAAAACCGGUGCAAUCUUACUUGGUACGCAAUGGUCUGAUCCCUACGAAGAAAAUAGCGGAGGAGAAAGUUGUUGCUCCUAGGAAGAAAAUCAGACAGAAAAGUUUUAAACUUAGUGUUAGUAGGUCUCGUUCGAAAUCAUUUAAAAAUAAAAAUUUUAAACCGACUGUUUUAAAGAAAGUCAGGCCGGAGCCAUCAGAUGAAGAGAUAGCUGUGGACUCGCUGGAUCUUGACACUGAUCAGGAUAGCUUAGUGGAUAUACACGAUGAGCUGCUGUAUGAAAAACACGAACUGACAGAUUCUAAUAAGGAGAAUAAAAAAGACUCGAAUGUUGCUCGCGUGACGCCGAGAAAAAAGAUUCGACAAAAAAGUUUUAAGCUGGGUCGUAGUCGCUCGAAAUCAAUGCGACGUAAAAAAAGUACCCGCGCUAAUAAUAAGAUUAACGCGCGGGAAAAACUUGACAAUUCAGACAGUGGUGAAGAGAAUUUCGAAGAUGAUAGUUUGGCUGAACAAAGCAACGAACUUCUUCUUAAUGACGAAGAUACUUUGACGAACGAUUUAACAGCUGAAUUAGAACAUUUAUUUGAUGGAGAUGAAGAUGAAGAGGAGCUUGCUGAGUAUUAUUUUAACUUAUUUAAAGAGGAAUUCCCUGAAAUUGUUAGCGAGACUGGCUUAACAAAAGAAGAACUGGUGACGUUUUUUAACCCUAUGGUGAACAGACGACCCAAACUUCAACGACAGAAACAGUUGUUUCCGAAAGCAAAAGGGAAACACUUUCUUCGUGCAGGCGAAAUGCAUACCAAUAUUGCUACUUGGGCGAGGUUAUUAAAGCGAGCCACGCCCACAACGGGGUCAGCGUCGUUUAGCCCACAAGCCAGUGCGUCGGGAACUAAAACUCCUCCUCAAAAUAGUUUAAGUUCUAGUGAACCAACCUUAGUGAGUUCAACCACACAUCUACCAGACCAGUCGGCAUCUCCUGCACGCCGAUCUUCAUCUUCUAAUCAUUCGUCGACGCAAGAUUUAUCCAAUAAGAACGCCUCCUCGAACCAGGACCUGUCUAGUCGUCACUCAUCCUACAAUGAACUCCCCAUUGGUAGUUCUUCUCGGAAUGCUUCCCAUGACAACUUGCAUAAUAUACAAAAAACACGCAAACAAUCGGACUCUGCACCGAAUACUCGCCCAACUAGUAUAGAAAUUGUUUCACCGAGAGCCGAUAAAGGAAAGAGAACCCACAGCAGUAAUGGCAUGACCAGUCCCACUAUAGUCGAACAAAAAUCGGAAACUAAUAAUGUCCCUCCUGCGGUUCCUUCGCAUGGCCGCGCUUCUCCUUCACCUAAGACGGAACUUCACAGCACUGGUCGUGCAUCAGGUAGAAAAACCGCCGGAAGAUCACCAAAUAUACCAAGGAGAAACAGAAGCUCGACAAUGUCGAUGGAACAGUUCAGGUGUAUUAGUGUAUUAGGGCGCGGUCAUUUUGGAAAGGUUCUACUAGCUGAAUAUAAAACGACGAAAGAGCUGUUUGCUAUAAAGGCCUUGAAAAAAGGAGAUAUUAUAUCGAGAGAUGAAGUAGAAAGUUUAAUGUCGGAAAAAAGGAUAUUCGAAGCAGCAAACAGUGUGCGACAUCCGUUUCUAGUAAAUUUGUUUUCCUGCUUCCAAACGAAGGACCACGUGUGUUUUGUUAUGGAAUACGCUCCUGGCGGCGAUCUUAUGAUGCAUAUUCACGAAGAAGUAUUCAGCGAACCAAGGACGAUGUUUUACUCCGGAUGUGUCAUCCUUGGUCUUCAGUAUCUUCACGAACACGAGAUCGUGUAUCGAGAUUUAAAAUUAGACAAUUUACUGCUCGACGCAGAAGGCUAUGUUAAAAUUGCAGAUUUUGGUUUAUGUAAAGAAGGAAUGGGUUUUGGACAGAAAACUGGUACAUUUUGCGGAACGCCUGAAUUUUUAGCGCCUGAAGUGUUAACAGAGACUUCCUACACGCGUUCCGUCGAUUGGUGGGGUUUAGGCGUUCUAGUAUUUGAAAUGUUAGUUGGAGAGAGUCCGUUCCCUGGUGACGACGAAGAAGAGGUGUUUGACAGUAUUGUAAAUGACGAAGUUCGUUACCCUAGAUUUUUAUCAAAUGAUUCCAUUGCACUCAUGAGAAGGCUACUGCGUAAAAAUCCUGAAAGGAGGCUGGGUUCCAGUCAAAGGGAUGCUGAAGAUAUUAAGAAGCAACCUUUUUAUAAGGAUAUGAAGUGGGAAAGCCUUUUGCACCGAAAACUGAAAGCACCGUUCAUACCAACAGUGAAACACGCCGAAGAUGUAAGCAACUUCGAUGUUGAGUUUACUUCAGAAGAACCUGUUUUAACACCAACGAAGGAGCGACGCGGCCUAAAUACAAUAGAACAGAGUGCAUUCAAUGGGUUCGAUUACACAGCGGACUGGUGUUAGCGAGACACGUAUUGUGUUGUUAUACUCCGCCCUGUGGUGGAAUGAAGGAUAACGUCAUAAUCAACGAAGACCCCACGCGAUGCAGCUGCUGUUCUUUGAGAAAAAAAUUAUAGUAACAUCGUCUCACUGCGAAAAAAAACUUUGAAACAGUAUAGUUUUACAAAUUGCACAGAUUUAAUACAACUAUCUCUCCUGAUUUGUGGCAUAUGAACGGAAAUCAACAUGGUAGACGCGUAGUGUACCGGCAUGUUUUAACUCGAUCACUAUCGCAAUAUUUGUAACGGCAAAUUAUUUCUUUUCUAAUAAGCGCAAUAUUUGUGAUUUAUAUAUAUGUUAUAAUUACGUAGCACCAACUUAGAACUUAGGCUUCUGUGAGCUAGAGUCACGCAACUAGCUUUUAUUGAUACACCAUUUCGAUUUGGUAUGGCACAUCUUUAUCUUUAUAAGGUUGUUUUAAAAAUACCAGUUUUUAUAUUCACAAAAAUUACACAUACCUAUUAUAUAAGUUUUGCAAAAUGGGCAUUUUUUUGUUUAACUUAUUUUUGUAUCCGUGAAAUAAGCACGCGUAAAAGCUCGUGUUUUUCAAAAAUGAUCUACAAUUUCUUUCCUAACCCAUGCGUUUUUACAAAAUUACUACGAUGUUAGCGAGAGAUUAGGUAUAAGGUUGAUAUUCUGUUGUUGUUAUAGUGUACAAAAGCAAUUGCUGAAAAUAUAAUUUGUAUCAUAUCUCUUUAAAAAAAUAUUACUGCAAAAGUUGGUGUGAUUUUGUUCAUAUCACGCUCUGCGGAGGAAAACGAA
Messenger RNA from Hydractinia symbiolongicarpus, 4941 nucleotides. Its product is annotated as serine/threonine-protein kinase N2-like. Gene Ontology annotation, molecular function: ATP binding; protein serine/threonine kinase activity; small GTPase binding. The record is from RefSeq and is a predicted model, not a curated record. The transcript is spliced from 14 exons. The coding region runs from base 469 to 4143 and encodes 1224 amino acids. Lineage: Eukaryota; Metazoa; Cnidaria; Hydrozoa; Anthoathecata; Hydractiniidae. Gene Ontology annotation, biological process: signal transduction; protein phosphorylation.